AAAAAGUAGGGAAAAUAACAUUUAUGAAGUUCUGAUUGUGAGCCCCACACCAGGAGAGGUGUUCCACAUUCCUCUCCUCAUUUAACCUUCACAACAGCCUGCGUUAACAGGAGUUAGAGCAGUGAGGAGGCCAGGCCCCAGGUCACAGGGGCUCAACAGUGGAGGUCAGGUUUGUUCUCCCUCUAUAUUCUGGGAUUUUCCCAUCAAGUUGUUGCAGAAUGGAAAGAUAAGCAGGUGGAGAGUCUGCAUAGAUUUCCUUGCAGGGUAAGAGGUUCAGAAAGACAGCUUCAGACCUCUCUGAGGUCAGGGGCUGAAAUUCUCCAAACCCUGCCUUUUAACAGUUUGGACCAGUCAACUCCUUAGGGGUCAAAGUCUGUCUUUGAAGCUGCAACCAGACCCCACUAGUAUCAUCAAAGAUGAUGGCUUACCCCAAUCCUUCCCUCACCAUGGGAAAAUAACAACACACCUGCACAGCAGCCCACAAGGGUGGGCUGGUAGCUGUACCAUUGAUAUAGAAAGAUAUAACACGUUUUUUACUUUAAGAGUCUGUGUGAGAGGAAAAUCCAGAAAGGUGCAAAGUGGGUGAGAGCUUAAACAGCCUAGGACUGAUGGGCCACUCUUCCUUUUCCCUUCCAGAUGUCACAGUGGAUCCUUGACCUCCAGGGCCCAUUAAGGUGAGAACAGAUCUUUGGGCUGGUUGGCUCUACACUGAGUGAAAAGCAGUCAUGGAGAUGGCGGAAGGGGGACUCAAUGGGAGCCAGGCAUGGCUGUCCUCUCCAUUUGACCUCAAUGGUUCAUUGGUGGCAACCAACGGCUCAAACCAGACAGAGCCAUACUACGACGUGACGAGCAAUGCAGUCCUCACACUCAUAUAUUUUGUGGUCUGCAUCAUUGGGCUGUGUGGCAACACGCUUGUUAUUUAUGUCAUCCUCCGUUACGCCAAGAUGAAGACCAUCACCAACAUUUACAUCCUCAACCUGGCCAUCGCGGAUGAGCUCUUCAUGCUAGGACUGCCCUUCUUGGCCAUGCAGGUAGCACUGGUCCACUGGCCCUUUGGCAAGGCCAUUUGCCGAGUGGUCAUGACUGUGGAUGGCAUCAACCAGUUCACGAGCAUCUUCUGCUUGACAGUCAUGAGCAUCGACCGCUACCUAGCUGUGGUCCACCCCAUCAAGUCGGCCAAGUGGAGGAGACCCCGGACAGCCAAGAUGAUCAAUGUGGCUGUGUGGGGCAUCUCCCUGCUUGUCAUCUUGCCUAUCAUGAUAUAUGCUGGCCUUCGGAGCAACCAGUGGGGACGAAGCAGCUGCACCAUCAACUGGCCAGGUGAAUCUGGGGCGUGGUACACGGGGUUCAUUAUCUACGCUUUCAUCUUAGGGUUCCUGGUUCCCCUCACCAUCAUCUGUCUUUGCUACCUGUUCAUUAUCAUCAAGGUGAAGUCCUCUGGAAUCCGAGUGGGAUCCUCCAAGAGGAAAAAGUCUGAGAGGAAGGUUACCCGGAUGGUGUCCAUAGUGGUGGCUGUCUUCAUUUUUUGCUGGCUCCCCUUCUACAUAUUCAAUGUCUUUUCCGUCUCUGUGGCCAUCGAUCCCACCCCAGCCCUUAAAGGCAUGUUCGACUUUGUGGUGGUCCUCACCUAUGCUAACAGUUGUGCCAAUCCUAUCCUGUAUGCUUUCUUAUCUGACAACUUCAAGAAGAGCUUCCAGAAUGUUCUCUGCUUGGUCAAGGUGAGUGGCACAGAUGAUGGGGAACGGAGUGACAGUAAGCAGGACAAAUCCCGGCUGAAUGAGACCACAGAGACCCAGAGGACCCUCCUCAAUGGAGACCUCCAAACCAGUAUCUGAACUGCCUGGAGAAAAACAAAAACAAAAACAAGACAAACCCUGCUUCCUGGCAAUGGGCUCUCACCCUUUUC
Molecule: messenger RNA, 1906 nt
Organism: Castor canadensis (American beaver)
Lineage: Eukaryota; Metazoa; Chordata; Mammalia; Rodentia; Castoridae
Source: RefSeq, a predicted model, not a curated record